Molecule: messenger RNA, 1501 nt
Organism: Marchantia polymorpha subsp. ruderalis
Lineage: Eukaryota; Viridiplantae; Streptophyta; Marchantiopsida; Marchantiales; Marchantiaceae
Source: the annotation of a GenBank genome assembly
AACGUUCUUGAGCAACUCUCGUCACAGUCUUCUCUUCACCGAGCAUCGGCGUACUGUACUGUACUCCAACCCGGACUCCGUUACGUAGUUCGUGUGGUCGGGUUUACUCGCCACGAGGUUGACUGUGUAGUGGUCCUGACUGUGCUCUGUCCAUACAUCUGACCAUUCUCCACAUGACUAAUAAAGUUCAAUGCGUUCGUAAAGCUCAUGGAAAUGGCAUCUGUGUGAAUGAGUGCGAGGUAUAAUGUGAGCACGCUCGACUUAACAAUUUCCGAUGGAACACACAUUCGAACACGCGUCUUGAGGUCUGGCAGGGUCUCUUCAGACAUUGAAUGUCGCGAUAGAAAUUAUGCGGUUGUCGUCAACUUUUCGGGGGAUUCAACCGGCGAGAAGAGCUGUGGCCUUGACAGAUCACAGCCCUUGCGAACAUUUUGGACACGGGAUUCGCUUCGCUCUGCGAUCAUUUCACUUGCGAUCUUGAGGCGCUACCUACCUGACUGACGGGAGAAUGUCAUGCCCACUUUCUUUUCGAGGAACUCUCGAGACGGUUCGGAUUUGCGAGCACAACACACGCAAACGGUUUUGUGGAGAUUGAAGUUCAUAAUGGAGGCACUCAAGCAGAUGUUUGCAACUUUUGGGCGUUUCCAUACCCACACCGGGUAACUAUGAUGUCACGUCUAGAAUCCCCAUCGUUUUCUGAGGAAUAUGUGAAAUAAAUUUCAAGACGAAUUGUGAGAAGUUUCUUCUUCAGAAAGCCUUCUUCCUUCUCCUUUAUGGCAGUAUCAUGAGCAUCAUACCUACAAGAUCUAGAGCGAAGGAACAAGGAUGAGUGUUCCAGUUCAUGAUGGGAGUAUGGGUGGAAUUGCUCAGCAGUUGGACACCAUAGUGACACAUUUGUUUCGGCACCUCCCAAAAUGUGGCUUUUGUCGUCGUCGAAGUAAGCUGAUUUCAUGGUGAAGAACAAGGACAAUCAAUCACCCCGAUAUUUCUGGGGGGUCUAAUGAUAUCAUGCUGAGUUCAAACACAUGAGGAGGAGCGUGACUCUCGAAAUAACCAACCACCGCUUUUCAUAUAAAGAUCAGCAUGUGCUCAAGUUCUUCGACUCCCGGCAAUCUUCCUUGAGCCCAAUCUCUUUAAGCUGUGCAAACUUGCUUCAGCGUGAUCAUUAUGGGUUCAGUUAUCUUGCGGUAUAGACAAAAUUUCUUUCAGCCCCUUUACCAUGAGACAGCCGAAUAUGAUUCUUAUCACCUUUGGAUGGAUCUGAUGAUAUUCUGAGGAUCAUGUUCUUCAGCGCUCCGUGCUCUUCAGUCGGAAAAGUUCCAAUUGGCGACGGGCGCUAAGGCAAGAGUUCCUCGGUGUCUCGAGAUAGCAAAAACAACCUUUCCAUUUGGGUACAUGUAUACUUUAAAGGGAGAUAAAUUCAAUCGGUCCCGUAUGGUAGAUUUCUUUUUUUAUUCUUCUAGCCUCGUGCAAGAGAAAUAUGAGAUUUAAAACAUCUAAG